CCCAGCAUUCCUUCGAUGGAAUGCCGGAGAGCCGCAAUUAACGCGGUGCUUUUCUCGCCUCUCCUCGGAGACUUCUCCAGCCGGAGGGGCUCACGAGGGUCUCCCUCCAAAAAAAGCGCCCUCCGUGACUUUCCCUACGGCUGUGAGCCCCGGGCGCCAAGGGGCGGGCCGCGUCUGCGUUCUCCCCAGCCGACGAGGGGGAGUUUCCAGGAAGUGGCCAUAUUGGAUUCAUUCAGUUGCAUCAAUCGAAAGAGGAGAGCAGGUUUGGGUUGAGGCGACUUUUUUUUUUUUUUUUACCUAGCGCCUGAGAAGGAACUCCUGUCCACUGACCUCCGGAGGUGCCCGGCUAUGGCUGCCACGGACUUGGAUCGGUUUUCUAAUGAAGAGAAAAGAAACCUAUCUUUGGGAGGCCAUGUUGGAUUUGACAGUCUUCCUGAUCAACUGGUCAGCAAAUCAGUGGUGCAAGGUUUCAGCUUCAACAUCCUCUGUGUAGGUGAAACUGGCAUCGGGAAAUCUACCCUGAUGAAUACUCUUUUUAACACAACCUUUGAGACAGAAGAAGCGAGUCACUAUGAGCACACAGUCCGUUUACGGCCACGAACGUAUGAUCUGCAGGAAAGCAAUGUCCACUUGAAACUGACCAUUGUAGAUGCUGUGGGAUUUGGAGAUCAGAUAAAUAAAGAUGAAAGUUACAGGCCAAUAGUAGAUUACAUUGACACGCAGUUUGAAAAUUAUUUACAAGAAGAGCUAAAAAUCCGGCGUUCCCUUUUUAACUAUCACGAUACGAGAAUCCACGUCUGCCUUUAUUUUAUCACCCCAACUGGCCAUUCAUUGAAGUCCUUGGAUCUGGUGACCAUGAAAAAGCUGGAUAGCAAAGUGAACAUCAUUCCCAUCAUUGCCAAGGCUGACACUAUUUCCAAGAGUGAAUUGCACAAGUUUAAGAUUAAGAUCAUGAGCGAACUGGUCAGUAACGGAGUUCAGAUUUAUCAAUUCCCUAUUGAUGAUGAUGCUGUAUCUGAGAUUAACUCUGUGAUGAAUGCUCAUUUGCCAUUUGCUGUUGUGGGAAGCACAGAAGAAGUAAAAGUGGGAAAUAAAAUGGUGAGAGCUCGGCAGUAUCCAUGGGGUGUUGUACAAGUUGAAAAUGAAAGCCACUGUGACUUUAUGAAGCUGCGUGAAAUGCUGAUCCGAGUUAACAUGGAAGACCUACGAGAGCAAACUCAUGCUCGCCAUUACGAGCUUUAUAGGCGGUGUAAGCUAGAAGAAAUGGGCUUCAAGGAUACAGAUCCUGACAGCCAGCCAUUCAGCCUUCAAGAAACGUAUGAGACCAAAAGAAAAGAGUUCCUUUGUGAAUUGCAAAAAAAAGAGGAAGAAAUGAGACAGAUGUUUGUGAACAAGGUCAAGGAGACGGAGUCUGAACUAAAAGAAAAGGAGAGAGAACUGCAUGACAAGUUUGAACAUCUCAAGCGAAUACAUCAGGAGGAAAAGAGGAAAGUGGAGGAGAAAAGAAGGGAGCUAGAGGAGGAGAUGAAUGCCUUCAACAGGCGGAAGGUGGCAGUUGAAACACUACAGUGUCAGAAUCUGCAAGCCACUUCACAGCAACCACUGAAGAAAGAUAAAGACAAGAAAAAUUAAUCUCACACAUAGAUUACAAUGCCAUGAGUGGACUCUGUAUAUUCAUAUGUAUGUUAAUUGUUGUUUCCCCAUCUUGUGAAUCCUUCUGCUAUCCCAUUGUGCAAAGGAAGCAGCACGAGAAACUCAUCACCUGCCUUUUUUCAAGAAUGGAUGGUGACCAUGCAGGAAAUUAGCAUGAUUAAGAAAAAGAAUGAUUUGCUUUGCCUUUGCAGAUUCAAGGUGGAAAUUCUUCACACAUUUAGUUCCAAAAUGUCGGGAAGGUAAUUGCAGUGCAACGUAUUUGUUUUAAACUCUUCGAGUCACCAUUUCCGUAUCAAAUGGCCCUAAAUAUAGUGAGUCACUUUUUACGAUGCAAAAUAGGCAGAGAGGUGGCAGUGUAAAAAUUACCAUUGGUAAAAGUUAUCUUUGGUUUUGCUUUAAUUUUUGUAAUUUAUUCUGAGGGAGAGAUUACCAGAAUGUUACUUCUGAUCAAAACCUGUUUUGAGGCAGCAUCCCCAACUUUAUAUUAAAAUAAGAAACUAUAGUAUGAGAAAGCUUAGCAUUUCUGUUGGUGACUGAAAUAUUAUUCAAGACAAGUUUCAAGAGGAUGUAAGUUUGCUGUAGGAUCUAGAGAGACAUAUAAUUCCUUUAAUUAAUUCCCUCCUCAUUUUAAAAUUGAAAAUGGCUCCAUUCUUAGUGGUAGAACAUAGAAAAUCAUACUUCACUUAAACAAAAAUCAAUGUUAAACCAACUUUUAAAGUUGGGUCUUUUCCCUCAGGUACACCUGUGGUUUUCUGCCAAGGUGGUUUGGCUAUUUUAAAAUAGUUCAUAAGUAUUGCAAAUCUCAAGUACUACAAGUACUAUAAUUUUUUGUAUAUAAUAGAGGUCAGGCAAAAAAAAAAUGGAGAUAGCAUUGAUAGAAAGGGUUCUGAAAAAAAAUAGGCCAAUUAAGAUUAGGCCAAUUAAAACACUUAGCGGUUUUCAAAUCAUAUUUUGUGCUGAUUUAAAUUGUUACUUGCAUACUGUACAGUCUACUUUUAAAAUGUGUCUUGUCUCUUGUUAUAUGGUUUGGGGAAAUGUACAAAACUAAAACGUGAGCCUGAAAAGUCUGGCUUCGUACCUGACAGGCAGCCUUGGGAUCCAGUUGGUCUUGUUUAUUGCAUAUGGAGAUCCAAAUUAACACUGGAUUCAAAAGGGCCUGGACAAAUGGCAAGAUUUCCAAUUAUACAGUGACUCCUGAUGGAAAAUUCAAUUACAAAACAUUCCUAUUACAUACAUAAACUGCCAGAAAAUUGAACCAAGCUUAAGUGAAGCUUAUUGAAGCUUCACCUUACUGCCAUUAAAAGAUUCAAAUUUUCUUUGCCAGAAAAUUGAUAAGAAAACCAAAUGCACAGCUUGUCCACUGCGUAGAACUGGACGGACACAUGUUUUCUCUCCCUUGCCUUAGUGUUGACUGGACAGCUGUUCACAGAAUGUUUUGCUUGGGAAGUUUUAGUGUCCAUCCAUUUAAAUUUUUUGGUGGUGCUAGAGCAUUGCUUGCAUAUUAUUAUUAUUUUUUUGCUAAAACCUUUCCAAAAGUAGAAUUUAACUAUAUAGUUAUCCCGAGGUUCCUUGUUUUGCACAUUUUCUGGCAGAAGCUUCUUGCCUGGAUGUUGAAAUACUAGUUUAGUCUUUUGUCAUUUAACCUACAGCCAAUUUCUGAAUAUAUUGAAAAUCAUGUUACAGUAUUACUUGAUAUUUUUAAGAGAGAGGGGAAAAAAACCUCAUGAAAAAAUAACAACCCAUAAGCGUACUUUUUAAUCGCAAGCCUCUUCAAGUUAUACUGUUUCAGGCUUGCAUUUUAAUCUUUUUUUCUUUUAUAAAGGCUGUGCCUUUAUUAAGAUAAAAUAUAUUUUCUAAAAUGCAACUGGAUAAUUACUGAAGGUGAAUUGCAGUGCAGAAGAGAUCUAUUGUAUUGUUUAUGUAGAUAGUAGCAGUUCUGGUACAUGAUUGCUUAAAGGCGUAAAACAAAAUUUCUUUGGGAGGCAAAAUUAGGAGCCUGAAAAUUAAUGUGUGCUAAGGAGACUGCAGGGUGGUAGAAUAGAGUUCUAUCAAAUAUGCAAAAUGUUGCAGCUUAAGAAGUUUUUCUAACAAUUGUGAAAGCCAAUAAGAUUUGUUCUAUGCAGAACAUUUCUUUUGGGCCCAAUUGGUUUUCUGGACCUCAGUUUGAUGCUGUCCUAUUUUGGAAAUUAAUUACGAAGGUGGGAAUAAUAAUAAAUAUUAAAUA
Messenger RNA from Thamnophis elegans (Western terrestrial garter snake), 3877 nucleotides. RefSeq names its product septin 8 (gene SEPTIN8). NCBI's taxonomy places the organism in Eukaryota, Metazoa, Chordata, Lepidosauria, Squamata, Natricidae. The record is from RefSeq and is a predicted model, not a curated record. Gene Ontology annotation, cellular component: septin ring; microtubule cytoskeleton; septin complex. Gene Ontology annotation, molecular function: GTPase activity; molecular adaptor activity; GTP binding. The transcript is spliced from 10 exons. Gene Ontology annotation, biological process: cytoskeleton-dependent cytokinesis. Bases 349 to 1632 code for a protein of 427 amino acids.